Molecule: messenger RNA, 2666 nt
Organism: Plectropomus leopardus (leopard coralgrouper)
Lineage: Eukaryota; Metazoa; Chordata; Actinopteri; Perciformes; Serranidae
Source: RefSeq, a predicted model, not a curated record
AAGGAAACACAAACUGACCUAACGGCCGGUGCUGCGCGUGCUGCCGUGUCUCGUCUCGUGUCGUCUCAGGAGGAUAUUUGGGAAGCUCACCUGGCUGUCGCAGAUGGAGACCAGACAACAAGAGUUGUACUCUGAUGUUCUGAGUGACGCAGUGGUGGACUGGGGCAGCAUGGGUCCUGGAGAGGAAUGGGUUAACUCAGCCACACACGAGGGAGAGCAGGGUUUCCUCGACUCUGAGCCGUUGAGAGAAGCUGACGAAGAUUUGGCGUCAGAGGUGAACUUAAACAACCCCAGCAUGACGGAGGAGGAGAGAGAGGAGAUCCAGCAAGAAUUAAUUAAACUGGAGGAGGAGAUCAGCACGUUGAAGCAGGUUCUGUCGUCCAAAGAGAGGCAACAUGCAGAGCUUAAACAGAAGCUGGGCAUGACUUCUCUGAACGAACUCAGGAACAACCUCAGCAGAGGCUGGCACGACAUGCAGACGUCCACAGCCUAUAAGAAGACAUCAGAGACGCUGUCCACAGCAGGACAGAAGACCUCAGCUGCUUUCAGCACACUGGGCAGCGCCAUCACCAGGAAGCUCGGGGAUAUGAGGUCCAACUCUAUAGGAAACUCUCCGAGCUUCAAGUCUUUUGAAGAGAAAGUGGAGACGACAGUGUCCACCAUCAAGACAAAGGUUGGAGGUACAGGAACAGGAGGCAGCUUUGAGGAAGUCCUUUCCUCCGCAGCAAACGCCAGCUCUCAGGACACGCCCACUAACAACUUGACGGACGACUCCGAGAGGCCGUGUUAGACCUGAGCCAACACCAUGAGGUCGGACUUAAACCAGGAACUGCUGUGAUGCAGCACUUUAUCACAUAUUUACUCAAAACUCUGACUGAAAUGUUACAGAAUACUUUUUUUCGAUCACGAUUGUGAUCAAGUCUCCAAACACUUGGAUGGGUAUUCCUGCAACUCUAAAUGCUUAGAUUUGGUAGAAUUUGGAUGUUAUUUCUUGUUUGGGCCAAAUUUACCCUAAAUUUUCUACAGUGGCAGUUGUAUAUCUUCAUUUUGAAAGAUCAGGAAAGCUUAAAUUAAAAAAAAACACAUACCUUUCUCUGAUGAUCUCGGGACCAAGAGAGAAAGAAUCUGUUGACAGACUAGAUUACUUCACAAAUUUUAACAUGAGAUUAGAGCUUGUAGAUAUUUUAUUUUUCAUUUAGUUGGAUUUAACUAUAAAGACAACAAAUAUCACCUUCCCUCCAGUUACCUCCAAAACCACAGAUGGUCAUUCAAUGGGGUUUAAGGGGAGAUGCCUUAAUAACACACACAAAAACAGGAGGAUGAGCAGAUUCCAAACUAGCUCCAGGAGAUAGACUGAUCCCAAACUGUGUAUUUCUUUCCCGUUUUUCUUCUGUCACUUAAGCUGAGCGUCUCGUGGUUUGGCUCGUGUCGACAUAAAUCACAGCUGGAAUUUAUCGGUUACUUAUUUUGCCAUGUAAAAAUGUUGCUACAGCAAAACUCCAAAACUUUCAUACCAAAAACUUCACUUUUAUGUUAAUAUUAAAAUUAGCUGUUUGAUAAAUAUUGACUCUAUGUUACACCUUAUACUUUUUACUAAUACAUAUAAAAUAUGUGUAUAUAUAACCAACGUUCAUGUGAUCGACCCAGAAGUUCUGGGUAAAACAAAUAUUUGUAAACUUAAAAUCUUAUAAAUGAUUUUACACUAAAACACAGGAUAUGAAGAUUUUGUUACGUCACCUGAAAAGAUUUUUUUGUAGACUGACUUUUCAAAUGCAGCCAUUCAGAUAAAUUUUUGAAAAUCGUAGCUGACUGUUACACACAUUUUCUGCUGCUGGAGCCCUUUGAAUGCUGGAUCAAACUUAUAGCAAGUGUAACUAGUCUGUUCAUUCACACGGAAGGACAUUUCUGCUGGUUGAAAUCCCCAUUUCAUCUUUUUAAAUAUUUUGGCCGGACGAAGAUCCAAGUAGGAUCGAAUCGUCUUGAAUAAAUUUAUGUGGCAUGGAGUGAGUUUGCAGACGUUACCUUUCUUCCUACUGUACUUUAAUAGCCUUGCACCUAUGUGAUGUUCAUAUUACUACCCUCUUUCAACAUGUAUAACUAGUCUGAGCAUUUACACUUAAGGACCAGCAAUUCUGUUGGAAGAAAUCAGACACUGUUUAUUUGCGAUGUUCAGUGAAAUACUGACUGGCUGCCGAGAAAGAUGGAAGUCACAUUAAACUUUUAAAAUAUGGCCUGUGUGGCCACGACAUAACUUUGCCAUCAAAGUAAUGUUCUGUUUUCAACAUAUGAUCUGUUUUGUGUUUCUCAUAUUGUCUUGCUGUGGUUUUAGCAAUGCCACCGGAUCAUUUCACACUUUGUCGUCUGUCCAAAUGUAUUUUUAAAAAAUUAAUGUCAACAUUUAAGUACUGAUGCAUCUUAUGCAGCAAGAAAAGGUUGCCAGAUCUGACCCGUUACCAAAAAACUGAGAUAAUUUAAAAUUCAUUAUAGUACAUAUAUAACAUUUGUACAAUGUGUUUGGAAAAAAAACGAAACAAUCCAGCAUCAGUUAAAAGACCUCUUCACACCCAAAGACGUAACUGUGACAUUCAAAUACAAUAACAUGUUUAACGUUAUAAAUAACUGCUUUUAUGGUUGAUGGAUUGAUAUUAAAGAUCAUUUAAACCAAA